This is a messenger RNA of Gracilinanus agilis (Agile Gracile Mouse Opossum), 1548 nucleotides long. It is a transcript of the gene PYCR3, whose product is annotated as pyrroline-5-carboxylate reductase 3. Gene Ontology annotation, molecular function: pyrroline-5-carboxylate reductase activity. Gene Ontology annotation, biological process: L-proline biosynthetic process. Lineage: Eukaryota; Metazoa; Chordata; Mammalia; Didelphimorphia; Didelphidae. The transcript has 6 exons. Bases 70 to 1053 code for a protein of 327 amino acids. The record is from RefSeq and is a predicted model, not a curated record.
GUUGGCGGCGGUUGGUCUUCGUGGUCUGGAUCUACCAGAGCUCAUGUUCUCCAUCUGCCACGGAGGGCAAUGGCGGGAGCGGCAGCCGCUGCGGCUACUGCAGCAGCUGUAGCCGCAGCUACGGCGGCAUCGUCAACGAAAGUGUCAGCGUCUGCCCCACACCUAACUGCGUCUUCGCCGUUUCCAUCGGCGACCACCAUUCCUACCACGGCAUCCUCAGUGUCUCAAAUGCCUUGGUCGCCGGAAGGCCCGAUGCAAAUCGGUUUCGUGGGUGCAGGUCGCAUGGCCGAAGCUAUCGCAAUGGGCAUGAUCGUGUCAGGAAAAGUGGAAGCUAACAAUAUCUUGGCCAGUGCUCCAUCAGACAAGAACCUAUGGCAUUUUCAGAAUUUAGGCUGUAAAAUAACUCAUUCCAACACUGAAGUACUUCAGAACUGCUCCAUAGUUUUCUUUGCCACCAAGCCCCACAUCCUGCCUGUUGUUCUGGCUGAAAUCUCUCCUGCUGUCACCAGGAAGCAUGUCAUCGUCUCAGUGGCUGCUGGUGUCUCUCUGCACACUCUAGAGAAGCUGCUUCCUCCAAGAUCGAGAGUGCUCCGGAUCAUGCCCAAUCUACCUUGCAGAGUCCAGGAGGGUGCAGUAGUAAUGGCUCGAGGCCGCCAUGCUGAGAAGUGUGAAACUGAAUACCUGCAAAAACUCUUAUCUGUUUGUGGUCUGUGUGAGGAAGUACCAGAGGCCUACAUCAACAUCCACACAGGCCUCAGUGGCAGUGGUGUAGCCUAUGUUUGCAUGUUCUCUGAGGCUCUUGCAGAAGGCGCUAUCAAGUUGGGAAUGCCGAGUUCCCUGGCUCACCAAAUUGCUGCCCAAACACUUCUGGGUGCAGCCAAACUGCUCUUACAAAGUGGACAGCAUCCUGCCCAGCUUCGGUCAGAAGUGUGCACCCCUGGGGGAACUACCAUCUAUGGGCUCCAUGCCUUGGAGCAGGGUGGGCUACGGGCUGCUGCAAUGAAUGCUGUGGAGGCUGCCACCCGCCGGGCACAAGAGCUAACCAAGCAGUAGAGAUCCUGAGCACCAGCUAUCUCCUUCCCCAGCCUUGCUCCUCCUCCCCUGGAGUUUGUGAGAGCUAAUAAUGUGGGUGCAGGGAGACCUCCUAGCUGUGAACAGAAACAACCUGCUCAAACCAGCUGGCAUCUUUCUUCCCUGGACACAGGCCCCUUUCCUUGAAUGUGUACCCUGAUCACUCACUCCCUCCCCACACAAAAGGACUCCAGGUUGAUCCUCUCCCAGUGCACAUUCCAGUGUAUUGUACCACUCUGCUCAUAGGCUCAUAGGUUUUGUGUGGGGCAGAAUGAAUUUUGCAUCAGGAUCCCUUCCAAAGGUCUAGUGAAAGAGGAUAGUCAGCACUUUUCCAUUCCAGUCCCUGCUUUCCCAAGGCCUCUCCUAACAUGUAGGGAACAAAAAGAUCCCCAAGUUUAUACACCAGUUGAUUUUACAGAUCCAAAGUUUUCUCAUCUCAAGGCAAAUUGCCCUUAAUAAAACUCAAUUGGUCUUGUU